AUGAACAAAAUGAAGUUAACUACUGGCCAAUCAGUUAAUACUUGUUACCUCUCGUUUGCGAGUCCUGCCUCCUUCAAGUACUGCUCAUCCUCUCCUUCAAACUCGGGUCCUCAUAGAACUUCUCGAACUACCAUUCUUAAACCAUCUAUUUCGAAGUUCUGCACCUCCGACCAAGAAACUUUCAAAAGACCCUCUUCUCUUCCUCCUACCAAUACGAUUUCAUUUGGGAACCUCAAAUCUCCAAAUUCCUGCGACCAUCAGCACCACGAAGAGCUAAGUUUCAGUACUAAGACAAAGGUCACUGUGUUGCCUCUGAACUUCUCCACUGGUUGUCCAUCUUACUUUGAGGAACCUGAUCAAUAUGCUGCAACGGGAUAUCAACUUCCUGUCAAAAGAACUGGUACUAGGACACCAUCUCAGGCGCAAGAACAUCUUUUAGCAGAAAGAAAACGACGAGAUAAGAUAUCUCAGAGGUUCGCAUGUUUGUCAGCUCUAGUUCCUGGCUUAAAAAAGUUGGACAAGUCUUCUGUCAUUGAAGGUACUAUCAAACACUUGAAAGAACUCCAGGAGCGCUUGAAGGCGCUUGAAGAGGGUAGAAAUAGGGAGCAUGGUCAGGAAUCAGUUGUUUAUCAGAAAAAACCAUGUAUUCGUUUUCACCAAGAAGCUUCAUUAUCUAGCUUUGACCAGUCAUUGACAAAUCUUGAAGUCAGAAUCUUAAAAGGAAAUGUUCUAGUUAAAGCCUGCUGCAGAAGACGCUCUGGAUUCACGGAUGCUUUUCUACAUGCGAUGGAAAAGCUUGAUUUGGUUAUCGAAAGCUGUAGCUUUAUGCCAUUUGCUGAUAACUUGCUCGCUAUAUCUGCAGCUGCUAAGAUGAAUGAUGGAUUCUCCAUGACAGAAGAGAAUCUUGCAAACAACAUACGCCUGGCUAUUGUAAAGCUCAUCCAUCCAAAGUGA
Messenger RNA from Coffea eugenioides, 954 nucleotides. RefSeq names its product transcription factor bHLH19-like. The transcript is spliced from 3 exons. The record is from RefSeq and is a predicted model, not a curated record. Bases 1 to 954 code for a protein of 317 amino acids. Gene Ontology annotation, molecular function: protein dimerization activity. Lineage: Eukaryota; Viridiplantae; Streptophyta; Magnoliopsida; Gentianales; Rubiaceae.